AUGAAGAAUUUAAAGAAAGGAAUUUUUUUAAUUUUUUUCCAAGCAAGUUUUUUGAUAAUAAAUUGUUAUCAAAAUUAUACCAGGCCAAAUGCUAGUAUUGCUGAACCAUAUCCAACAAUUUUUGAAGAAACUUAUCCAGAAACUAAUAAAUUGGAUUUCUUAGCAUUUGGUGAUUGGGGAUAUCAAGGAACCGACUCUAAACAAUCAGUUGUUGCUAAUGCAUCAGAUCACGAAGGAGUUGAUUCAAUUUAUGAUCCUAAAUGGAAGUCUAGUUGGCUUGAUGUUUAUGGUGGUAAAUUAAAAGAUCUUGUUUGGUAUACCGUUGCAGGAAAUCAUGAUUGGUUUGUUAAAUCUUUUUCAAAAAUUUCUUCUAAAUUUUCUAAUCCCUUCUAUUACCCUUAUGAUAAUCUAACAGAUGCUGAUAACCUAAAAGGGACCUUGUUAGCAUUAGGUUUACAUACUCCUGAUGCAAUUGAAACAAAGAUAAAAUGGAUAGAACAACAACUUAUAAAUGUUCAAGAUUCUAAAUGGAUUUUUGUUGUUGGACAUCAUCCCUUAAUAGCUGGUAAUUGUUCUUCUAUUUAUUAUAUGUCUAGAUUACCUCCUCUUUUUGAAAAAUAUAAUGUGUCUGCUUAUCUUGCCGGUCACGUUCACAAACUUGAAUAUCAACAAGUUAAUUCUACUUCUCAUGUUGCCUAUUUUACUACCGGUGCCGGUAGUAAAACCCAAUUUGAGGGUUGUGAUGGUGCUAGUUGGUUCAUGCCUGGUGGCGGUGCUGAGGGAACCAGGGGGUUUUUACAUAUUUGGAUUCAAGAAGACGGUGAAAAGUUAUCGUUUGAAUUUAUUAAUUCUACUACUGCUGAUAAACAGCCUGUUUCUGUUUAUCAAGGUUCUCUUAAUCCUCGUGUUUUAUCUUAA
Messenger RNA from Racocetra fulgida, 918 nucleotides. The record is from the annotation of a GenBank genome assembly. NCBI's taxonomy places the organism in Eukaryota, Fungi, Glomeromycota, Glomeromycetes, Diversisporales, Gigasporaceae.